Messenger RNA from Oryzias melastigma (Indian medaka), 1444 nucleotides. RefSeq names its product centrosome-associated protein 350. The coding region runs from base 104 to 1060 and encodes 318 amino acids. The transcript is spliced from 8 exons. Lineage: Eukaryota; Metazoa; Chordata; Actinopteri; Beloniformes; Adrianichthyidae. The record is from RefSeq and is a predicted model, not a curated record.
CGCAGAGCUGGUGCAUGGCAACAGCUCAGGGAGCCACAUUAACACACACCGGAAACUAUAGGAUACAGCUCCAUUGAACAGUAAUGGGAGAUAUCACUCACUCAUGACCACACAUGGAAGUGUUUUCCCCUACCUUACAGAUGACCCACUGGAAAAGCCCGAUGUAAGUGGAGCAUGCUCCAGUAUGACAACAGGCAUCCUAUGGACUGCAUGUGUGUGGACAUACAGAGGAAUACUCUGCACCUGCAGGUUUCUCUGGAUUUGUCCGUACAAUGCGGUCAGAUUCUUGCCAAGAGAAAAACCCAUCGCAGAGGACAAAAGCAGGCAGGUUAAACGGCACGUGGUUUCUGAAAAUAAAAUGACAGCAGCCAUUCCUGGGAGUCCUGAUCGCACAAAUGCACUUCACAAAAGACUGAACAAGACCGAGAGAGACAUUCUGUCACUCAAGACCAGGAUUGCCUGCGAGAGAGCAUCAUGGGAAAGAAGAUUUAAUGAUCUGCAAAGACAACAGGAAGAGCUACGUAAUCAGCUGGUCUCUGAUGCUGGGGUGUCGGUGAAAGUGGGGGCUUGUGAGGACACUGGAGAGUCGGGAGUGGACAAUGGAGAUACGUUUGAUGAAUGCUCAAGCGGUUUACACCAACGCAGAACGUCAGCAAAGUCAUCGAGAAGUGACAGCUAUGCCUGCAGUUUGUCAGGCUGCCAGAUGACAUCAUCAUCAGCACUAAGCUCUAGAUCUACUUCCUCCUCAUCCUCAGCCUCCAGUGUGCAGUCAUGGAGAAAAUCUCGAGGCCCUCAUCGAGUUUUUGUUCCCCACUCACCCAUGGACCUGCAGCUCGGCCACCGGGUCAGGAUCAUGCUGCCAUCUGGAAGGAUCAGCACGGGGACAGUUCGUUUCCUGGGCCACCUGCAGGGGGAGGCAGAUCUCCACCUUGGGGUGGAGCUGCACGCUCCUGAUGCAGCGCACUGUGAUGGACGUUACAAGGGUCAGAGCUACUUUGAAUGCAAACCUGGAUAUGGUGCCUUCGUGCCAUUCCACAAACUACUGAUGGCCUGGGAAUAAGAGAGAACUCAUGGAAUGUAUCAGAGUACUACCUACUGUGAUCAAUUUAGUAUAUUUAAGUACAUUUUUGUAUAAAAGUUUAAUAUACAACAUGUAUAAUAGGUGUGAUAGCUCAAAAAGAUGACAUUAUUCAUUGUUGAUAACAAUAAUCCAAUUUCUAGAAAUGCAGCUUUAGGUAAUUCCAUGAUGCUGGAACUGGUUAUAAUGAUGUUUAUGCAUUUGGGGGGAAAUUCACAAAUACAAAAAAUAAUUCUUUUGACGGGAAGCCUGUAGGUGCAAUGACUCAUGUUAAGUUGUCAAACACUGGCUUUUGUUCUUCAAAUAUUUUUCAAAAGAGAUUUGCAUUUAAGGCAGUCAGUAUAUGUGAGGUUACCAUGUAAAUCA